Phodopus roborovskii (desert hamster) is the source of this 452-nucleotide messenger RNA. Its product is annotated as translation initiation factor IF-2-like. Lineage: Eukaryota; Metazoa; Chordata; Mammalia; Rodentia; Cricetidae. The record is from RefSeq and is a predicted model, not a curated record. The coding region runs from base 51 to 452 and encodes 133 amino acids. The transcript has a single exon.
AAACAACCCCACUCCGGCCUAGAGCGCGGAGGCCCGGGAGCGGCGUCGCCAUGGCAACGGGCGCCGGCAGGAAGCGAGGGACGCGCGCGAGGGCGGGCGCGGGGAGGGGGCGGGCCGGGGGAGGGGUCGGCUGCCCCGGAAGCACCUCCCCGCAGCCCCCUCCCCGCCGGCCCGCGGCCCCCCGGCCUAGGCCCCCCACCCUCGCGGCGGGGCAGGAAGUGACAGGCCCGCGCGAGCCCCCGGCCUGGCGGAGCCGCGGCGCGGCCGGCACCCGGACAGCGGGAGGGGCGGGGAGCGGCGGCCGCGUCGGGCACCUCCCACCGCGCCUGGGCCCCCGCCCCUCCAGGAAGGGGAGGAGGCGGCGCGCCGCCGAGGCCGAGCGGCCCCCCUCCCCCGCCCUGAGGUGGACGCCCCCCGCGAGGACUCGGGUGCGGAGCCGGGCGCGAAGGUAA